AUGUCUAAUGACAAUGAUGACAAUGACUCUAUUUUAGAUAAUGUAACAAGUAUUUGCUCAUCAUCUUCUUCUACAAUAGAAAGUCUGUCUUCAAUUAAUAACAUUGGCUCACCUCCUACAACGGAAAAUAUAUCUUUAAAUAAUAAAAGUAAAUCAACAUCUGUAGUUUGGAAUUUUAUGCAUAAAAAAUAUAAUAGUCAAAAUGAAGUUAUAGAAAUA
This is a messenger RNA of Entrophospora candida, 219 nucleotides long. The record is from the annotation of a GenBank genome assembly. Lineage: Eukaryota; Fungi; Glomeromycota; Glomeromycetes; Entrophosporales; Entrophosporaceae.